UUAUCCAAAGUACAAUACAAGAGUUUCAGACGAAAUGUCUUCAAUUGAUUUUGAUCCAUCUAUAAAACUGUGCUUAAAGCACUUACACUCCAGUGCCUCAGAUUCGACAGAGCAACUCCGGCUAACCCUCGACGAUAUCAUUCGUCAGACGUACGGCAGCGCAAAAACGUUAGCCAAUACGUUGCCUAAGAAGUAUUUGAAUGAGGAAAAAUUAGAAUCGCCUCGGAUGGCGAAGCAUAAGAGUGAGAAAGCGUCGAGUUCGAAGACGGUGCCUAUACCGCAGCAGAGUCCGCAACAACUGCAGAUUCCGGAGCGGGAGAACGACGAUGGGUCGGUGAUGGACGGGGAGCUGGCCUUCGACCUGCUGGAGGAGGAUCUGACGUGCGCGGUGUGCCGGCAGAUCGCCGUGCAGGCGGGGAACAGGCUGGUGGAGUGUGAGGCUUGCCAUGCACUCUAUCAUCAGGAUUGUCAUAAGCCCGUAAUCAGUGACAAUGAUGUCAGCGCAAGUUGGCAGUGUGCCUCCUGCCUCGCAUCCCAAGGCUUCGUCACCAGCUACACCAAGAUAUCAUCAGCCUCCAAAUCACCCACCCAUGUCUCCGGAUCCACCACACCGGUGAAGAUCUCUUCAGGAAGUUCAUCGUCUAAGGUUGUCACUCCUAAUAUAAAUAUAAUUUCGGCUGACAAGAGACUGCAGAUUAUGAAGAAGAAAGCAGCAAAGCAACAUGAAAAGAAGAAACAUAAGUGAAGCAGUUUGAUUUAGCUGAAUGCAUGUAAGAUAUUGUUUCUUGAAGAUCUAUGUCCAGUGUGCACAGUUGAUUAUUGUGAACAUAAAAGUA
This is a messenger RNA of Cydia amplana, 836 nucleotides long. It is a transcript of the gene IntS12, whose product is annotated as integrator complex subunit 12. The transcript has 2 exons. The coding region runs from base 35 to 745 and encodes 236 amino acids. The record is from RefSeq and is a predicted model, not a curated record. Gene Ontology annotation, biological process: snRNA 3'-end processing. Gene Ontology annotation, cellular component: integrator complex. Lineage: Eukaryota; Metazoa; Arthropoda; Insecta; Lepidoptera; Tortricidae.